Molecule: messenger RNA, 837 nt
Organism: Cladophialophora yegresii CBS 114405
Lineage: Eukaryota; Fungi; Ascomycota; Eurotiomycetes; Chaetothyriales; Herpotrichiellaceae
Exons: 3
Coding region: 1-837 (278 amino acids)
Molecular function (GO): methyltransferase activity
Source: RefSeq, a predicted model, not a curated record
AUGUGGCUAGAAUAUGCAUUCCCCAACGACGAGGCCGAGGCCGAAAGGCUCGACAUGCAACACGCCAUGCAGUCCCAUCUUCUGGGCGACCGAUUAUUCUGGGCGCCCAUAACUGAGACUCCCCAGCGGGUGCUGGAUCUGGGCACCGGCACGGGCAUCUGGGCGAUUGACUUCGCCGACACGUUCCCCUCGGCCGACGUCGUGGGGACGGACCUUAGCAGCAUCCAGCCCACGUGGGUGCCGCCGAACUGCCGGUUCGAGAUCGACGACGCAGAGGCCGACUGGACGUGGCCCGAAGACCACUUUGACUACAUUCACAACCGCAACUUUGUGUGCGCCAUUCGGGACUGGCCGGCCCUGAUCCAAAAGACUUACCAGCAUCUCGUCCCCGGCGGCUGGGUCGAGUGGCACGAGAAGCACCCGGAAUUUUCCAGCGACGACAACUCCCUCCCACCAGACUCGGCGCUUGUCGAAUGGAGCAGGAAGUUCUUCGAGGCCAGCGUGACUUUCGGCGCCGACGUCGAUUCACCCCGCCACCUGAAGAGAAUCAUGGAAGAAACCGGCUUCGUCGACGUCGAGGAACAUAUCCUCAAACUCCCCGUGGGAUCAUGGCCGCGCGAACCCCGGCUGAAGAGAUGUGGCCUGUUCGAGAUGGUGAAUAUGACGCAGGGAAUCCAGGCGCUGACGGUCAUGCUCUUCACGCGCUGCCUGAACAUGACGCCCGAGGAGGUCGAGCUGUUCCUCAUGUCCGUGCGCAAGGACGUCAAGAACAAGAGCAUCCACAGCUACUAUAACUUUUAUGUCGUCUUUGGGCGGAAACCUCCCCUACCGAGCUGA